Molecule: messenger RNA, 958 nt
Organism: Aegilops tauschii subsp. strangulata
Lineage: Eukaryota; Viridiplantae; Streptophyta; Magnoliopsida; Poales; Poaceae
Source: RefSeq, a predicted model, not a curated record
AUGGAUGGAAUGUUUCUUGCGGCUGUUUCAGAAACGAUUCUUGUGGCUGCUUCGAGACUAGUUGUGGUUGCUGUGGAACUGGCUGUGGAAAUGGGUUGUUGGCCAAUGCCGAUGCGGCAGCCAGUCUCCAACUGCGCAACAACAUUGAUCACCGUACCCACAACCGGUUUCUCUCAUCAUGUGUUUCCGGGCGGAGCGAACGAUGGCGCAGUGAUCCUCCUCCUCGUUGUAGGGGACGCGUCGUUCGUGGUGGCGCACAAGAAGGUGAAGUUGUCCCGCCCCGGCCCCGGCGUCGAGCGCCUUGCGGUCACCCUUGACCUCUACAACCAGGGCUCCACAUCAUCGUGUUUUGUGUUAUGUUAUAAUGUUGAGUUCAAGGAGCUUAAAAGCUUAUUCUCACUUUUGAAGGAGGCAUAUUCAUGGCCCGUCGACCUUCCAUUCGAUAUUCUCGCCGAGAGACCUCCACAACACAAGUUUGAAUUGGUUAGUUAUCAAGUUAUCAUAUCACUUCAUGAUUCUAAUGUUUCAUCUAGCGCACUGUUGGCUAAAAGACCAAGCAUUCGCUUGAAGAGAAUUCUUGGGAAAUAUGGGCCGCUGGCAUCUGUCGUCUCCUUUGUUGGCGUGUUUAUCUACCUGGUCGCAAGCCCAUCGAAAUCUGGUGCUGCGAAAGGAGGCAAGAAGAGACGCUGGAACUGUCUAGUUGAUCGGAAUGUACUCUAUCUUUUUUGCAGGAAAAGAAAGAGAGUAAAUCUGACUAAAUCUAGUUGAUCGCAAUGUACUCUAAUGGCUAACGCAACCAGGAUCAUACCUGACUAAAUCUGACCAGAAGAAUAUAUUUGGUAGACCAUAAAUCUUUUGUGUUUUUUGCCUUGCAAUGAUGGAUGGUGGCACAAUAUCCUUUCAACAGUGAAUAGUUGCACAAGAUAUGUGACUUGUCGUGGAUAUUUUGUCCAAUUAA